Eucalyptus grandis is the source of this 2122-nucleotide messenger RNA. RefSeq lists its product as uncharacterized. The transcript is spliced from 4 exons. The coding region runs from base 147 to 1754 and encodes 535 amino acids. NCBI's taxonomy places the organism in Eukaryota, Viridiplantae, Streptophyta, Magnoliopsida, Myrtales, Myrtaceae. The record is from RefSeq and is a predicted model, not a curated record.
CGAUUUUUCCACCGUAGUUUCCGCGAAUCGAAAAAACCAAGAAACAACAACAAGCAAGCAAGCAGUCCCACAUAUAUAAGACCCGUGCUCUGUUUUCGUCCCCCCACAUCAGGAAAAUAACCCAGAGCAAGCAUCGAUCGUUCUUCAUGGAUUUCUUCACCAAAACGAUGGCGGUCAAGCUCCGGAGCCACCUCGGCAAGUACCUCAUCCCCGGCGCCAGCAUCGGCGAGCCCGUCCGGCAGAAACGCGGCGCCGAGCGCUCGCGGGCCUCGACGUGGGUGGUCGAGCGGGUGGAGGGGAGAAGCCACGUCGUCCGCCUCAGGAGCUGCCACGGCGGGUACCUGGCCGCCACCGAGGAGCCGUUCCUGAUGGGGAUGACGGGGAACAAGGUGGCGGUCGCGCCGCCGGUGGGCGUCGGCGAGCUCGACCAAUGGAACACGGAGUGGGAGCCGGUCAGGAACGGGUUUCAGGUGCAGCUGAAGUCGUGGUGCGGGAAGUACCUGAGGGCCAACGGCGGGACCCCGCCGUGGAGGAACAGCGUGACGCACGACGAGCCGUACACGGGGAGCACGAAAAAGUGGAUACUGUGGGACGUGGAGGCGGAGGGGGAGGCGGAGUUGGCGUCGGAGGAAGGGGGGCUGGAGAAGUACCUGACGUCCAUGUCGAGCCUGUCGUCGGUGGCGGAGGACGCGCUGAGCGUUUUCGCGGAGAACGGCGGGUCGCCCAGAAGGUCUGACCUAUCGAACUUGUCCUACGAGCACGAUCAGCUCUCAUCACACCACAGCUCCAACAAGCACCGCUCCGGAAUGGACUUCUUCCGCCAGGCCAAGGCGGUCCGCCUCCGGAGCCACCACCACAAGUACCUCUACGCCAACGAGGACGAGGAGUCUGUCUCACAGGACCGGAAGGGAUCCUCCAACAAAGCCAAGUGGACCGUCGAGUUUGUGAACACUUCCGGCUACGGGAACGACUGCCUUUUUAUCAGGCUCAAGAGCUGCUACGGACGCUACCUCACCGCGUCCAACAAGCCCUUCAUGCUCGGCAUCUCCGGCUGCAAGGUCCUGCAGAUGCAGACCGGGCGGCUCGACUCGUCGGUCGAGUGGGAGCCGAUCCGAGAGGGGAACCGGAUCAAGCUCCGGACGCGGUACGGGAAUUUCCUGAAGGCUAAUAAGGGCUUGCCGCCGAUGAGGGAUUCGGUGACGCACGAUAUCCCCCAGAGGACCUCAACGCAGGAUUGGAUACUCUGGGAAGUCGACAUCGUGGAGAUCGAGGUUGAUUCUCCAAGCGCUAGCGAUCAGCCGAGUCGAGCACAGCCUGUCGACCGCAAUAUGGAUAUAUCGAUGGCGUCACAGAACAGCUUCUCUUCUUCAGUUUCGGAGACUUCUGGGAACCUUUCCAGGCAAGAGUCGAGCGAUUCAUUAGUGGCUCCGCCGCCUCCACCAGCUGCAUCGCCAUCCCCACCCCGUGUGACUGAGGGCAGGAUUGUAUACUACCACAUAGCCGAUGAGAACGGUGAAGUGGUGGGAGAGGACAUGGAAGGCUACUGCCUCAAUAAGUUCAAGGGGAAUACCGUCGAGGAGCUGAGUCGCAAACUGUCGGAAGAGACUGGAAUCGACAGCCUCACCGUGUGUUCUCACAAUCCAUUGAAUGGGAAGCUCUUCCCUCUUCGCCUUCGCCUUCCUCCUAACAUCAUCAUGAACGUUGUCGUUGUCCCGUCGUUCUCAUCAGACUUCACAGAUCAAGGAAUCCUAUAGCAUUGCAUCGAGGUGGGCAUCUCAGUUUUGUCAGGCACAAACCCAGUUAAGCAUUGCAUAUUCUGAUCCCAGCCCUAGGCUGAUAUACAGCACCUAGGAAUCCUGAGAUUCCUGCGUUUUGUGCUUCACCAGUGUUUUUCGAGUUUUCUGCUCCUGGGGAGCUCCGUUUUGGUGUGUUUAAUUUAUUCUUGGCUCUUCAGCAUUUACAAUGAGUUUUCCGAUUAAUCGUCCCCGCAAGCGGGAGAUGUAUAAUCAUAAAGCUCAUGGUCAUUGUUUCUUCCACUCUCUCCCUGUUUGUUUGUACGUGAGGACAUUAUGGUUCUUCUGUAUAUUCUCCUAUACCAGCCAAGCAGAAUGAUUGACUUGUA